This is a messenger RNA of Zootermopsis nevadensis, 2532 nucleotides long. RefSeq lists its product as uncharacterized. Lineage: Eukaryota; Metazoa; Arthropoda; Insecta; Blattodea; Termopsidae. The record is from RefSeq and is a predicted model, not a curated record. Gene Ontology annotation, molecular function: protein binding.
UGUUCUGACCCCAGUCCGCAGCUGGUCAGCCUCUCUCCACUCUGCCAAGAUGAUGAGAGUUGCGUCAGGACGGAUCACCACCAGAGACCGCCACCGGUGCCGAGCCAGGGGUCGAGCAGAGGACCGCAGGCAUCCGACGUAUCCCCGAAGACAAACAGGAAAGGACUCGCGACGUGGGGCAAGAAGGUCGGUCGGAAGUGGGAGCAGCUGAAGAGGAGCGACUCCUCCGAGCUGCUGGCAGUCACGCCCGGUAGACGGCGGCACUGGUCGCCCAACAAAUCGCCCCCGCCCCCACCCCCGCCACAGGAGCAGGCGGCGUCCGGCACCGCGGCCCGCGGUCGACGCAUCUCACGCGUCGAGUCACUGCGGAACUUGUUCGCUGGUCGCAACAGCAAAGUGGACAAACAGACAAACACCGACCGCGACCCCGACUGGGUCAAGGAGGAGUGCAAACGCGGCCUCGCGGACCUGUACCAACUGAACGCCAUGCUCAUGAUGGACGAGCAGUUGCUGGAGUACCUGCAGAACUCGCUAGGGCCUGACGCGGCCAAAGCCCUCAGCUGUGAGGACCUCCUGUCGGCUUUCAGGGCUGUAGCCAGUGACGAGGAGUCGUCCAGCAAAUCCAAGAAGCGGUCCUCCAAGUUGUCUGUGCUAACCGAGGAGAACUCUGGCGCGGGUUCUCCAAAGCGAAUGACAGUGUCCACGAGUUGCGACGACCUCCUGGCGAACGACGCCGAACUGCGUCCGAAAGCCUCCAUGAGAAGUUCAAGCCUGUCCGACGCGCCACUGUCUGUCAGCGACCUCUGUCUCUUCCUCAACAACCUGCUGCUCCUCCGGUCGGACGAGAGUGGCUACGAGAGCGACUCCACGCGGACAGGCUCGGACUCCCCGCGCGGAUCCAUCAAGUCCACGACUUCGGAUUUGCCUUCGUCCAAUGGCCUGAUACAGCCCCGGAGAGGCACGGACGAACAGCUGCAGGAGGAAGGAGAGGAUGAAGCCAAGACUGCGGACAGCGUGUUCGAGGCGCCAGGAGAAACCAGCCAGGAGAAGCUGUCCUUCUCGCGGAAGAGGAACGCCAUCAGGCGGGGCGACGUGAAGGCGAUAGGGAGGCGACCGCGGUCCACGGGUGGGGACCCACCCGAGUCGCUGCUGUGCGACAGAUGCAAGCCGGAGGAACUGAAGUGCAUCCGGGUCUGCAAGGACGUGACAGGAGAGCUGGGGGUGUACAUCGAGCGCAAGGAUCCGCGCACCAGCUGCUACGUGAUUUCGCGUAUCGAGCAGGGCGGGCUCAUGGACAGGGAUGGCCGUUUCCACGUGGGCGACGAACUGGUGAAGGUAAACGGCCGGCGCCUGCGCGGCAUGACGCUUCAGGAAGCCCGCAUGACGCUCAAAAACUCUCCCCGAGAAGUGGACAUCGUGAUUGCCCGGAAGUGCGAGGACAAGCCGCCAGUCGUGACGGGCAUGAGGAAGUUCUCGUACCAGUUGGAUCACGUGGCGCCUCGGAGACGCAGUUGCAAUGUGCCGCCCACCGUCGGGCCGGGGCGUCGCGUCACGGCGGGUACCCUUCCUAGGCGGCCCAAAUCCCUGUCCCUCUCUCUCUUCACCGUAACGUUCCACAAGGGACCAGGAAGGAAGUCUCUGGGGUUCAGUGUCGUUGGCGGACGGGACUCUCCCAAAGGUAGCAUAGGUAUCUUCGUAAAGACGGUGUUCCACUCGGGGCAGGCGGCAGAAGACGGCAGCCUCAAGGAGGGAGAUGAGAUCCUGGCCGUGAAUGGCACGCCACUGCAAGGCCUCACGCACUCUGAAGCCAUAACAGUGUUCAAGAACAUCAAGAGUGGGGAGGUGCUUCUGCAUGUGGGGCGAAGGGACCUGCAGACCUGCAGGGCCAGCAAAUCGAAGUCGUGCGACGACCUGGACAAAUUCAGUGGCUGAACGGCAGACAGGAGACCUGGUGAUUCCAGAACCACGCAGUCAGGGCCGUAAUCGGACACGUCUUUGUUGGAAAUGUGUCAUCUUAGGGACACACGGGGCGGUCCAGUUCAGCAAAACAUCACUCAUCACGCCUCAAAGACGCUGCCACUCGUAAGCAGAUGAUGUCUGCUCCUCAGGACGCAGUGACGUAGUUUGAGUGUUUCAGUGUUCUUGGGACAGUGAUAAGCGAUCCCACAACUACUUUGUUACACCAGAUGUCGCAUUACUUAAGGUUCCGUGCUGGCUGUGAGCUCUCUGAUGCGCCGGAUUCGAAUCGAGCUCCGGGUUACUCCGGCUUGUGGCAUUUAUGAAUACCCGGAGCUUCUCCUCUGUGCUCAGACAUUCUGUGGGGAAAGUUACGGCAAACAGUUCCUCUUCACGUGGCGUGGGCUUCUCAACUUGCUUCUUAAGACAGGCUACCCAACUGUACAGUUAUGUAGUCAAGUCUGCUGGUGUUAUGACGGUGUGUCCACACUAUCCUCUGUGUAUAUAGAUUUGCUGUACUUUUAUUCACAAUAAAUUCUGACAGAUCUGUUUAUGCUGGACAGUCUGUCAACUGAA